GCCUGGCUGUUAUAGGUUGAUAUAGGUGUGCAAUAGCUCGCAUCUAGUCGUCCAUUGGAAACCAUGGCUCUUUCAGAUGCAGACGUAGAAAAAGCGAUAAGCRCUCCCGAUGCCAGUACUAAAGACUUCAUUUUUCAGCAAACAAUGCUGCGCGUUAAGGACCCUAGAGUUUCGUUGGACUUCUAUUCUCGCGUUCUUGGAAUGAGGUUGUUGACAAGAUACCACUUUGAUGCAAUGUCAUUUUCAUUGUACUUUCUGGGUUAUGAAAAAGAGGARGAUAUGCCAAAAGACCCUAUGGAAAGAACAAAAUGGGUCUUCAUGAGAAGAGCUACUCUGGAACUCACACACAACUGGGGUACAGAAAAUGACCCUAAUCAAUGUUACCACAAUGGCAAUUCAGAGCCAAAAGGAUUUGGUCACAUUGGAAUCCAAGUACCUGAUGUUGACAAAGCUUGUGAAAGAUUUGAACAGCUUGGAGUUGAGUUUAUCAAGAAGCCAAAUGAUGGCAAAAUGAAGGGGCUUGCAUUCAUUAAAGACCCUGAUGGUUACUGGAUUGAGAUCCUGAAUGGCCAAGGAAUGACAAAGAUUUGUGUCUAAGACCUGGCAUACAGUACAUAAUAUGACCUCAAAAAUGCACAGUACCUAAAAAGCUAAGAGGAAGAGAAUUGCCAGGACUGAUUGUCAUUCUUUUAUAAAACUCAAGACUUGCUACAAACUAUAUACAAAAAAUAAAAAUGUGGACUAUA
Exaiptasia diaphana is the source of this 746-nucleotide messenger RNA. Its product is annotated as lactoylglutathione lyase. The coding region runs from base 64 to 597 and encodes 177 amino acids. NCBI's taxonomy places the organism in Eukaryota, Metazoa, Cnidaria, Anthozoa, Actiniaria, Aiptasiidae. The transcript has 5 exons. Gene Ontology annotation, molecular function: metal ion binding; lactoylglutathione lyase activity. The record is from RefSeq and is a predicted model, not a curated record.